CUUUUGUUUUGAUCAUAUUAAAUCAUCAAGCAUCUGAUUUUCUAUUUGAUAUAUUCUGAUUCCAUAUAAGAAAAACUUUGAGAGAGAUAAAACAAUCAAAUUAUCAUGUCGGCCUAUAGUGCUGGAUCUCCUAAACAGGAAAUGCCUCCACCCGGAGGCUAUGAAGAGAUCAAUUUUCGUCGAAUACCUGCUCAACGUAUCUUUGGAUACAAAGCAUUUUUCAUUGGUAGUACUAUGCUAUCCGUUUAUGCUAUUUUCUACUAUAAUCGCCGAAAACGUCAUCUUCAUCAAUUGAAUGCCGAAUAUAAUGAUCAUGUUAUUGCUGUCGAACCAUUGGCUAGAGCCGAAAUUGAUCGAGCAUUUUUGCGUCAACUUCGACAUAAUCGUAAUGUUGAACGUGAUCUAAUGAAAAACGUACCAGAUUGGGAAGUUGGAACAUUAUGGGGUGGUAAAGUGUUUAAAACCAUACCGGAUAAUGCAUUACCGAAUGUUGCAAUGCAAGAAUUUUAUGGACAUCGUUCGCUGAAAGAUAUGCGUGAAUUUACCAAACCAAAUCGUGAUGUUGGUCUUGAAGAUAAUACAAUCAAUUCAUUUAGUUAAACAUGUGUAGAUGUGAAGGUGUUAAUUAAAAUUAAUGAGCGAAUCAUAUAGAGAAUUGUAAUUGUAAUUAAUUCACAUUUGAAUAAUAAUAAAAAAAAA
Dermatophagoides farinae (American house dust mite) is the source of this 699-nucleotide messenger RNA. RefSeq names its product NADH dehydrogenase (ubiquinone) B16.6 subunit (gene ND-B16.6). The record is from RefSeq and is a predicted model, not a curated record. Gene Ontology annotation, cellular component: respiratory chain complex I. NCBI's taxonomy places the organism in Eukaryota, Metazoa, Arthropoda, Arachnida, Sarcoptiformes, Pyroglyphidae.